Molecule: messenger RNA, 12984 nt
Organism: Neogale vison (American mink)
Lineage: Eukaryota; Metazoa; Chordata; Mammalia; Carnivora; Mustelidae
Gene: MUC2
Product: mucin 2, oligomeric mucus/gel-forming
Cellular component (GO): extracellular matrix
Molecular function (GO): protein binding
Source: RefSeq, a predicted model, not a curated record
AUGGGGCUGCCGCUCGCCCUCCUGGUGGCCGUCGGCCUGGCCCUGAGCUCCCCCGGGGCCGCAGAGCUCCAGAGAGAGGGCAGGACCCGGAACCACGGCCACAGCGUCUGCAGCACUUGGGGCGACUUCCACUACAAGACCUUCGACGGCGAUGUCUUCCGCUUCCCUGGCCUGUGCGACUACAACUUCGCGUCCGACUGCAGGGGCUCCUACAAGGAGUUCGCGGUGCACCUGAAGCGGGUCUCCAGCCGCGACGGGGGGCGCCCCGGGCUCGAGUACAUCCUGCUGACCAUCAGGGAUGACACCAUCUACCUCACCCGCCAGCUGGUUGUAGUGAACGGGGCCAUGGUCAGCAUGCCACACUACAGCUCUGGGCUGCUCAUCGAGAAGAACGACGCCUACACCAAGGUCUACUCCCGGGCGGGACUCACCCUCAUGUGGAACCGGGAGGACUCACUCAUGCUGGAGCUGGACAGCAAGUUCCGGAACCACACGUGCGGCCUCUGCGGGGACUACAAUGGUCUGCAGACCUACUCCGAGUUCCUGUCUGACGGCGUGCUCUUCAGCGCCGUGGAGUUCGGGAACCUGCAGAAGGUCCACAAGCCCGAGGCGGUGUGUGAGGACCCCGAGGAGGGGCCGGUCCCAGAGUCCUGCUCCCAGCACCGCGCCGAGUGCGAGAAGCUGCUGGAGGCCGCGGCCUUCGAGGCCUGCGAGGGGCUGGUACCGCGGGCGCCGUUCGUGCGGGCCUGCAUGCAGGACCGCUGCCGCUGCCCCGACGGCCCCUCCUGCGCCUGCAGCACCCUGGCCGAGUUCUCCCGCCAGUGCUCCCACGCCGGCGGCCAGCCCGGCAACUGGAGGACCGCCGAGUUCUGCCCCAAGAGCUGCCCCGGGAACAUGGUGUACCUGGAGAGCGGCUCACCCUGCAUGGACACCUGCUCCCACCUGGAGAGCAGCCGCCUCUGUGAGGAGCACCGCAUGGACGGCUGUUUCUGCCCGGAAGGCACCGUGUACGACGACAUCGCAGGCAGCGGCUGCGUCCCCGUGAGCCGCUGCCACUGCAGACUCCACGGGCGCCUGUACUCGCCCGGCCAGCAGCUCCGCAGUGACUGCGAGGACUGUGUCUGCACCGCCGGCCGCUGGGUGUGCAGAGACUUGCCGUGCCCGGGCACCUGUGCCCUGGAGGGCGGCUCCCACAUCACCACCUUUGACGGGAAGAGGUACACCUUCCACGGGGACUGCUACUACGUGCUGAUCAAGGGCGACCACAACGACUCCUACGCCCUCCUGGGUGAGCUGGCCCCCUGCGGCUCCACCGACAAGCAGACCUGCCUGAAGACGGUGGUUUUGUUGGCGGACGACAGGAAGAACGUCGUGGCCUUCCAGUCGGACGGCGGCGUGCUGCUGAACGAGCGGCCGGUGAACCUGCCCCACGCGACCGCCAGCCUGUCUGUCUUCCGGCCGUCUUCACGGCACCUCGCGGUGAGCACCGCCGUGGGGCUCAGCCUCCAGGUGCAGCUCGAGCCUGUCAUGCAGCUCUUCGUGACGCUGGACCGGGCCGCGCAGGGGCGCGUGCAGGGCCUCUGCGGGAACUUCAACGGCCUGGAAGGGGACGACUUCAGGACGGCCGGCGGGCUGGUGGAGGCCACGGGGGCCGGCUUCGCCAACACCUGGAAGGCCCAGGCAAGCUGUCAGGACAAGCUGGACUGGCUGGACGACCCCUGCUCCCUCAACAUCGAGAGCGCCAACUACGCCGAGCACUGGUGCUCCCUGCUGAAGAAGACGGAGACCCCCUUUGGGAGAUGCCACUCGGCCGUGGACCCCUCAGACUAUUACAAGAGGUGCAAGUAUGACGCGUGUAACUGCCAGAACAGCGAGGGCUGCCUGUGUGCCGCUCUGUCCUCCUACGCCCGCGCCUGCGCCGCCAAGGGCGUUCUGCUGUGGGGCUGGCGGGAGCAAGUCUGCAACGAGGACGUGGGCUCUUGCCCCAGCUCCCAGGUGUUCCUGUACAACCUGACCACCUGCCAGCCCACCUGCCGCUCGCUCUCCGAGGCCGACGCGCACUGCCCGCAGGGCUUCGCGCCUGUGGACGGCUGCGGCUGCCCCGACGACACCUUCCUGGACGAGAAGGGCCGCUGUGUGCCCCUGGCCAAGUGCUCCUGCUACCACCAUGGCCUCUACCUGGAGGCCGGGGAGGUGGUGCUGAGGCAGGAGGAGCGCUGCGUCUGCCAGAACGGGAGGCUGCACUGCAGGCCGGUCAGGCUGCUCGGCCAGAGCUGCUCGGCCCCAAAGAUCUACGUGGACUGCAGCAACCUGACGGCCCUGACCGUCCAGAGCUCGCGGCCCACCAGCUGUCAGACGCGGGCCGCCGGCCACUACCAGACAGAGUGCGUCAGCGGCUGCGUCUGCCCGGACGGGCUGAUGGACGACGGCCGUGGCGGCUGCGUCAAGGAGGCGGAAUGCCCGUGUGUGCACAACAAGGACCUGUACUCCCCCGGGGACAAGAUCAAGGUGGACUGCAACACCUGCACCUGCCGGCGAGGGCGCUGGGCGUGCACCGAGUCCCUGUGCCACGGCUCCUGCUCCAUCUACGGGAGUGGCCACUACGUCACCUUCGACGGGAAGUACUACGACUUUGACGGGCACUGCUCCUACGUGGUGGUGCAGGACUACUGCGGCCAGAACUCCUCCUCAGGCUCCUUCAGCAUCAUGACCGAGAACGUCCCCUGUGGCACCACGGGUGUCACCUGCUCCAAGGCCAUCAAAAUCUUCUUGGGGAGGACGGAGCUGAAGCUGGAGGACAAGCACCGCCUGGUGAUUCAGCGGGACACGGGCCACCACGUGGCCUACACCACGCGGGAGGUGGGCCAGUACCUGGUGGUGGAGGCCAGCAUCGGCGUCAUCGUCAUCUGGGACAAGAAGACCACUGUCUUCAUCAAGCUGGCCCCGUCCUACAAGGGCCGGGUCUGCGGGCUGUGCGGGAACUUUGACCAGCGCUCCAGCAACGACUUCACCACGAGGGACCACAUGGUGGUGGACAGCGAGCUGGACUUCGGGAACAGCUGGAAGGAGGCCCCCACCUGUCCGGACGUGAGCGUCACCCCGGAUCCCUGCGCCCGGAACCCGCACCGCCUCUCCUGGGCCCAGAAGCAAUGCAGCAUCAUCAAGAGCUCGGUCUUCAGUGUCUGUCACAGCAAGGUGGACCCCAAGCCCUUCUACGAGGCCUGCGUCCACGACUCCUGCUCCUGCGACACGGGCGGGGACUGUGAGUGCUUCUGCUCAGCCGUGGCCUCCUACGCUCAGGAGUGUACUAAGGAGGGAGCCUGCGUGUUCUGGAGGACGCCGGACCUGUGCCCCGUAUUCUGUGACUACUACAACCCCCCAGACGAGUGUGAGUGGCACUACGAGCCCUGUGGGAACCGCAGCUUCGAGACCUGCAGGACCGUCAACGGCAUCCACUCCAACAUCUCCGUGUCCUACCUGGAGGGCUGCUACCCCCGGUGCCCGGAGGACAGGCCCGUCUACGACGAGGACCUGAAGCGGUGCGUCACGGCGGACCAAUGUGGCUGCUAUGUCGGGGACACCCGCUACCCACCCGGAGCACCUGUUCCCAGCGAGGAGGACUGCCAGUCUUGCGUGUGUGCCAACACCUCGAAAGUCUGCCAGCCAGAAGAAGGGAAGAUUCUCAACUACACCCAGGACGGCUUCUUCUGUUACUGGGAGGUCUGUGGCCCCAACGGGACGGUGGAGAGACACUUCAACAUCUGUGUGUCCACCACCUCCCGGCCGCCUUCCACCAGGAUCCCAGUCACCUCCAGCACCCCCCUCACCACCACCACGACCACCCCGACUCCCACCCCCUCCCCGACCCCCAGGACGUGCUGUUUCUGGUCCGACUGGAUCAACGAGAACCGCCCCAGCACGCACGGCAGCGGCGGCGACCGGGAGACCUUCGCGGGCGUCUGCGAGGCCCCUGAGGACAUCGAGUGCAGGCUGGCUGUGGAACCCCACGUCAGCUGGGAGCAGGCGGGCCAGAAGGCACAGUGCAAUGUCACCUUCGGGUUCGUUUGCUACAAUGAAGACCAGUUUGGAAACGGGCCAUUUGAGGUCUGUUACGACUACGAGAUUCGCGUCAAUUGCUGUGUGCCGAUGGAUCAGUGUCCCCCGUCCACGACCACGGCCACCACCACCACCACUACAUCCACACCUACGCCAGAACCCCCGACGACCACCACGACUACCACCACAGCCACGCCGACCCCCACGACCACCACCACGCCGACCCCGACCUCGACCCCCACCAUCAGCACCACCACGGGCACCAGGACCACAACGCCAGCCACGACCACCACCACGGUGACCCCAACCUCGACCCCCACCAUCAGCACCACCACGGGCACCGAGACCACAACGCCCACCACGACCACCACGACCACGACCACGCCGACCACCACCACCACAGGCACAGAGUCCCCGACCACCAGCACCACCACGCCUACCCAAGGGUUAAACACCACAGAGCCAACAAUCGCUCCGUGUGUGCCUCAGUGCAACUGGACAGGCUGGCUGGAUUCUGGGAAACCGAACCCUUCUAGACCAGGUGGGGAUAUUGAAUCGAUUCAGGGCCUCUGUAAAGAAGGCUGGGCAGCCAACAUCUCCUGCAGAGCUGUGAUGUUUCCCCACAUUCCCAUCGAAGAACUUGGGCAAAAGUUGGUGUGCGACCUCUCUGUUGGGCUGGUGUGCAAAAAUGAAGACCAGAAGCCGGGGGGCAUCACACCACCCGUCUGCCUCAACUACGAGAUCAAUGUCGAAUGCUGUGUAUUGCCGGACUACUGUAUCUCCACACCGCCUCCUGCCAGCACCUCGACCCCGACCCCCACCACGACCACCACCACGGGCACCCCGACCACCACCCCCACUACCACAACCACCACAGGCACCCCGACGCCGACCGCUACCACGCCCACAGGCACCGCAACCACCACUCCCGUUAUCACGACCACCACGGGCAUUCCGACUUCGACCCCCACCAUGAGCACCACCACAGGCACCGAGACCACAACACCAACCACGACCACCACGACGGUGACCCCGACGUCGACCCCCACCAUCAGCACCACCACGGGCACCGUGACCACAACGCCCACCCCGACCACCACCACGGUGACCCCGACCUCGACCCCCACCAUCAGCACCACCACGGGCACCGAGACCACAACGCCAGCAACGACGACCACCACUGUGACCCCGACCUCGACCCCCACCAUCAGCACCACCACGGGCACCGAGACCACAACGCCAACCACGACCACCACCACGGUGACCCCGACCUCGACCCCCACCAUCAGCACCACCACGGGCACCGAGACCACAACGCCAGCCACGACCACCACCACGGUGACCCCGACCUCGACCCCCACCAUCAGCACCACCACGGGCACCGAGACCACAACGCCAACCACGACCACCACCACGGUGACCCCGACCUCGACCCCCACCAUCAGCACCACCACGGGCACCGAGACCACAACGCCAGCCACGACCACCACCACGGUGACCCCGACCUCGACCCCCACCAUCAGCACCACCACGGGCACCGAGACCACAACACCAACCACGACCACCACGACGGUGACCCCGACGUCGACCCCCACCAUCAGCACCACCACGGGCACCGUGACCACAACGCCCCCCCCGACCACCACCACGGUGACCCCGACCUCGACCCCCACCAUCAGCACCACCACGGGCACCGAGACCACAACGCCAGCCACGACCACCACCACGGUGACCCCGACCUCGACCCCCUACAUCAGCACCACCACGGGCACCGAGACCACAACGCCAGCCACGACCACCACCACGGUGACCCCGACCUCGACCACCACCAUCAGCACCACCACGGGCACCGAGACCACAACGCCAGCAACGACCACCACCACUGUGACCCCGACCUCGACCCCCACCAUCAGCACCACCACGGGCACCGAGACCACAACGCCAGCCACGACCACCACCACGGUGACCCCGACCUCGACCCCCACCAUGAGCACCACCUCGGGCACCGAGACCACAACGCCAGCCACGACCACCACCACGGUGACCCCGACAUCGACCCCCACCAUCAGCACCACCACGGGCACCGAGACCACAACGCCAGCCACGACCACCACUGUGACCCCGACCUCGACCCCCACCAUCAGCACCACCACGGGCACCGAGACCACAACGCCAACCACGACCACCACCACGGUGACCCCGACCUCGACCCCCACCAUCAGCACCACCACGGGCACCGAGACCACAACGCCAGCCACGACCACCACCACGGUGACCCCGACCUCGACCCCCACCAUCAGCACCACCACGGGCACCGAGACCACAACGCCAGCCACGACGACCACCACGGUGACCCCGACCUCGACCCCCACCAUCAGCACCACCACGGGCACCGAGACCACAACGCCAGCAACGACGACCACCACUGUGACCCCGACCUCGACCCCCACCAUCAGCACCACCACGGGCACCGAGACCACAACGCCAACCACGACCACCACCACGGUGACCCCGACCUCGACCCCCACCAUCAGCACCACCACGGGCACCGAGACCACAACGCCAGCCACGACCACCACCACGGUGACCCCGACCUCGACCCCCACCAUCAGCACCACCACGGGCACCGAGACCACAACGCCAGCCACGACCACCACCACGGUGACCCCGACCUCGACCCCCACCAUCAGCACCACCACGGGCACCGAGACCACAACGCCAGCCACGACCACCACCACGGUGACCCCGACCUCGACCCCCACCAUCAGCACCACCACGGGCACCGUGACCACAACGCCCACCCCGACCACCACCACGGUGACCCCGACCUCGACCCCCACCAUCAGCACCACCACGGGCACCGAGACCACAACGCCAACCACGACCACCACCACGGUGACCCCGACCUCGACCCCCUACAUCAGCACCACCACGGGCACCGAGACCACAACGCCAGCCACGACCACCACCACGGUGACCCCGACCUCGACCCCCACCAUCAGCACCACCACGGGCACCGAGACCACAACGCCAGCAACGACCACCACCACUGUGACCCCGACCUCGACCCCCACCAUCAGCACCACCACGGGCACCGAGACCACAACGCCAGCCACGACCACCACCACGGUGACCCCGACCUCGACCCCCACCAUCAGCACCACCACGGGCACCGAGACCACAACGCCAGCCACGACCACCACGACCACGACCACGCCGACCACCACCACCACAGGCACAGAGUCCCCGACCACCAGCACCACCACGCCUACCCAAGGGUUAAACACCACAGAGCCAACAAUCGCUCCGUGUGUGCCUCAGUGCAACUGGACAGGCUGGCUGGAUUCUGGGAAACCGAACCCUUCUAGACCAGGUGGGGAUAUUGAAUCGAUUCAGGGCCUCUGUAAAGAAGGCUGGGCAGCCAACAUCUCCUGCAGAGCUGUGAUGUUUCCCCACAUUCCCAUCGAAGAACUUGGGCAAAAGUUGGUGUGCGACCUCUCUGUUGGGCUGGUGUGCAAAAAUGAAGACCAGAAGCCGGGGGGCAUCACACCACCCGUCUGCCUCAACUACGAGAUCAAUGUCGAAUGCUGUGUAUUGCCGGACUACUGUAUCUCCACACCGCCUCCUGCCAGCACCUCGACCCCGACCCCCACCACGACCACCACCACGGGCACCCCGACCACCACCCCCACUACCACAACCACCACAGGCACCCCGACGCCGACCGCUACCACGCCCACAGGCACCGCAACCACCACUCCCGUUAUCACGACCACCACGGGCAUUCCGACUUCGACCCCCACCAUGAGCACCACCACAGGCACCGAGACCACAACACCAACCACGACCACCACGACGGUGACCCCGACGUCGACCCCCACCAUCAGCACCACCACGGGCACCGAGACCACAACGCCAGCCACGACCACCACCACGGUGACCCCGACCUCGACCCCCACCAUCAGCACCACCACGGGCACCGAGACCACAACGCCAGCAACGACGACCACCACUGUGACCCCGACCUCGACCCCCACCAUCAGCACCACCACGGGCACCGAGACCACAACGCCAGCCACGACCACCACCACGGUGACCCCGACCUCGACCCCCACCAUCAGCACCACCACGGGCACCGUGACCACAACGCCCACCCCGACCACCACCACGGUGACCCCGACCUCGACCCCCACCAUCAGCACCACCUCGGGCACCGAGACCACAACGCCAGCCACGACCACCACCACGGUGACCCCGACCUCGACCCCCACCAUCAGCACCAGCACGGGCACCGAGACCACAACGCCAGCCACGACCACCACGACGGUGACCCCGACUUCGACCCCCACCAUCAGCACCACCACGGGCACCGAGACCACAACGCCAGCCACGACCACCACUACGGUGACCCCGACCUCCACCCCCACCAUCAGCACCACCACGGGCACCGAGACCACAACGCCAGCCACGACAACUACCACCGCCACAGUGACCCCGACGGCGACCCCCACCAUCAGCACCACCACGGGCACCGAGACCACAACGCCAGCCACGACCACCACCACGGUGACCCCGACCUCGACCCCGACCCCCACCAUCAGCACCACCACGGGCACCGAGACCACAACGCCAGCCACGACAACUACCACCGCCACAGUGACCCCGACGGCGACCCCCACCAUCAGCACCACCACGGGCACCAGGACCACAACGCCAGCCACGACAACUACCACCGCCACAGUGACCCCGACGGCGACCCCCACCAUCAGCACCACCACGGGCACCGAGACCACAACGCCCACUCCGACCACCACCACGGUGACCCCGACUUCGACCCCCACCAUCAGCACCACCACGGGCACCGAGACCACAACGCCAGCCACGACCACCACCACGGUGACCCCGACCUCGACCCCCACCAUCAGCACCACCACGGGCACCGAGACCACAACGCCAGCCACGACCACCACCACGGUGACCCCGACCUCGACCCCCACCAUCAGCACCACCACGGGCACCGAGACCACAACGCCAGCCACGACAACUACCACCGCCACAGUGACCCCGACGGCGACCCCCACCAUCAGCACCACCACGGGCACCGAGACCACAACGCCCACCCCGACCACCACCACGGUGACCCCGACUUCGACCCCCACCAUCAGCACCACCACGGGCACCGAGACCACAACGCCAGCCACGACCACCACGACGGUGACCCCGACGGCGACCCCCACCAUCAGCACCACCACGGGCACCGAGACCACAACGCCAGCCACGACCACCACCACGGUGACCCCGACCUCGACCCCGACCCCCACCAUCAGCACCACCACGGGCACCGAGACCACAACGCCAGCCACGACCACCACCACGGUGACCCCGACGUCAACCCCCACCAUCAGCACCACCACGGGCACCAGGACCACAACGCCAGCCACGACAACUACCACCGCCACAGUGACCCCGACGGCGACCCCCACCAUCAGCACCACCACGGGCACCGAGACCACAACGCCCGCCCCGACCACCACCACGGUGACCCCGACGUCGACCCCCACCAUCAGCACCACCACGGGCACCGAGACCACAACGCCAGCCACGACCACCACCACGGUGACCCCGACCUCGACCCCCACCAUCAGCACCACCACGGGCACCGAGACCACAACGCCAGCCACGACCACCACCACGGUGACCCCGACCUCGACCCCCACCAUCAGCACCACCACGGGCACCGAGACCACAACGCCAGCAACGACCACCACUACUGUGACCCCGACCUCGACCCCCACCAUCAGCACCACCACGGGCACCGAGACCACAACGCCAGCCACGACCACCACCACGGUGACCCCGACCUCGACCCCCACCAUCAGCACCACCACGGGCACCGAGACCACAACGCCAGCCACGACCACCACCACGGUGACCCCGACCUCCACCCCCACCAUCAGCACCACCACGGGCACCGAGACCACAACGCCAGCCACGACCACCACCACGGUGACCCCGACCUCCACCCCCACCAUCAGCACCAGCAUGGGCUCUACACCUACAGAAUCAACUACGCUUCUGACCAGCACGACAGCCAUCGUGGAGAUUUCCAGCACACUGUCUCCCUCUCCGCCAACUGAACCGAAGGGCUCUACCACUGGGGGCACCUCGGCCUCCCCUCCGCCCUCGCCUGGGAGCAGCACUCCAGGCACCACCACAGGAACCCCCAGGCCGCCCACGCCUUCCAGGCCCCCAACCGCCAGCACCACGACCUCCUAUGUGCCCACCCCCACCCUGACCCCGAUCUCCACCCCCAACGUCGGUGUGAGCACGGGCCCGGUCAGGUCCUCCACUCAGGUCCGCUGCUGCGUUUUGAACGAAACAUACUUCGCACCAGGCGAGAUGGUGUACAACGGCACGCACGGAGACACCUGCUACUAUGCGAACUGCUCGGUGUCCUGCACCAUUGAGAUCUUCAACUGGUCAUGCCCGUCCACGCCCUCCCCGGCACCCACCCCUGCCAAGCCGACACCCACCUCAACACCCAAACCACCCACGCCCACCGCAUCGAGCACAGUGGCCACCACCAAGCCCCCUGGGUGCCCGGACUUUGACCCUCCCAGACAGGAGAAUGAGAAGUGGUGGUUGUGUAACUGCACCAUGGCGAUCUGCAAGUACAACAACACCGUGGAGCUCGUGGAGGUGGAGUGCGAGAUCCCGCCUGAGCCCACCUGCGCCAACGGGCUCCGGCCCACGCUCGUCUACAGCCCCGAGGAGUGCUGCCCGCACUGGGAGUGUGACUGCUACUGCGCGGGCUGGGGCGACCCCCACUAUGUCACGUUCGACGGGCUGUACUACAGCUAUCAAGGGAACUGCACGUACGUGCUCGUGGAGGAGAUCACCCCCACGCUCGGCAACUUCGGCGUCUACAUCGACAACUACCACUGUGACGCCAACGACCGGGUGUCCUGCCCCCGCACGCUCGUGGUGCGCUACCAGUCCCAGGAGGUUCUCAUCAAGACCCUGCGGAUGAUGCCCAUCAAGGUCCAGGUGCAGGUCAACAGGCAGGUCGUGGCCCUGCCCUACAUGAAGAACGAGCUGCACGUGUACCAGUCGGGCAUCAACUACGUGGUGGAGAUCUCCAAGCUGGGCGCCCUCAUCACCUACAACGGACUUUCCUUCUCCAUCACGCUGCCCCACCGCCUGUUUGGCAACAACACCAAGGGCCAGUGCGGCACGUGCACCAAUGACACGGCGGACGACUGCAUGCUGCCCAGCGGGGAGGUCGUGUCCGACUGCGAGCUGGCCGCUGACCAGUGGGUGGUGAACGAUCCCUCCAAGCCACACUGUCCCCACACCCGCGUCACCACCCAGAGUCCGGCUGUCACGCCGCCCGGGGCCAGCACCACCUCCCGCAAGGACUGCGCGUCUCCUCUCUGCGAGCUCAUCAGAGACAGCUUGUUCGCGCCGUGCCACGCCGUGGUGCCCCCCAAGCACUACUACGAGGCCUGCAUGUUCGACAGCUGCUUCGUGCCCGGUUCGGGCCUGGAGUGUGCCAGCUUGCAGGCCUACGCCGCCCUCUGCACCCAGGCCAACAUCUGUGUCGACUGGAGGAAUCGCACCCACGGGGUCUGCUCAAUGACGUGCCCGCCGCACAGGGAGUACCGGGCCUGCGGCCCCGCGGAUGAACCCUCCUGCGAGUCUAGCGCAGCUGCUCUAAGGCCCAUAGCUCAGAAGAACGCCCGCCUGGUGGAAGGCUGCUUCUGUCCCGAGGGCACCAUGAACUACGCCCCCGGGUUCGACGUCUGCGUGGAGAUGUGUGGCUGCGUGGGACCUGAUGACGUGCCCAGAAAGUUCGGGGAGCACUUUGAGUUCGACUGCAAGGACUGCGUGUGCCUGGAGGGCGGCCGCGGCAUCAUCUGCGAGCCCAGGGAGUGCCGCCAGGAGCCGGUCACGUGCACGGAGGACGGCACCUACCCGCUCACCGAGGUCAACCCCGCCGACACCUGCUGCAACAUCACGUCCUGCAAGUGCAACACUAGCUUGUGCCAGGGGAAGCCGCCCAAGUGCCCGCUGGGCUUCGACGUGAGCAGCGAGACCAAACCCGGGAAGUGCUGCCCGUCCUACUCUUGUGUGCCCAAGGGGGUGUGUGUUCACGGGAAUGCUGAGUACCAGCCCGGGUCGCCAGUGUACUCCUCCAAGUGCGAGGACUGUGUCUGCACCAACCGCACGGACGGCGGCUCGCGGCUCAACGUCAUCUCCUGCACCCACGUGCACUGUGAGGACAGCUGCAGCCCCGGCUUUGAGCUGGUGGACGUGCCCGGGCAGUGCUGCGGCAAGUGUCAGCAGACCCACUGCAUCAUCAAGAGACCCGGCACCGAGACCAUCGUCCUGAAGCCCGGGGACAUACGUCACGACCCCACCAACAACUGCACCUUCUUCAGCUGCGUGAACGUCCACAAUCAGCUCAUCUCCUCCGUGUCCAACAUCACCUGCCCUGACUUCGACCCCAGCAUCUGCCUCCCAGGCUCCGUCACGCUCAUGCCCAACGGAUGCUGCAGGAAAUGCAUCCCUCGGAACGAGACCAGGAUCUUCUGUUCCACCAUCCCCAUGACCAAGGAAAUUUCUCACUCCGGCUGCACCAAGAAAGUUGUGAUGAACUCCUGCUCUGGGUCCUGCGGGACCUCCGUCAAGUACUCGGCCGAGGCCCAGGCCCUGGACCACCAGUGCUCCUGCUGCAAGGAGGGGCGCACCAGCCAGCGGGAGGUAGAGCUGAGCUGCCCGGACGGCAGCUCCCGGAAGCACCGCUACACCCACAUCGAGACCUGCUCCUGCCAGGACACCGUGUGCGGGCUCCCGCGGGCUCAGCGCAGGGCCCCCAGCCGCGAGCGGCGCGCCAGCCCCCGGGGCCUGCCCCUGGGGAGGGACUGA